Messenger RNA from Strongyloides ratti, 7497 nucleotides. RefSeq names its product Tyrosine-protein kinase receptor. Lineage: Eukaryota; Metazoa; Nematoda; Chromadorea; Rhabditida; Strongyloididae. The record is from RefSeq and is a predicted model, not a curated record. The transcript is spliced from 2 exons. Gene Ontology annotation, biological process: positive regulation of kinase activity; protein phosphorylation; cell surface receptor protein tyrosine kinase signaling pathway. Gene Ontology annotation, molecular function: ATP binding; transmembrane receptor protein tyrosine kinase activity; protein binding. The coding region runs from base 1 to 7497 and encodes 2498 amino acids. Gene Ontology annotation, cellular component: signaling receptor complex; membrane.
AUGUUUUUACCUGAAUCUAUAUUUCUACUUUUUUUUUGUCAUUUAAUCAGUUCUACUAUUUUUUCAAAUACACUUAAUAGCUGUAAAGAUGCUUGUGUUGACAGAAAUCUGGCUAUACCAUUAAAACAUAAUCAAUUAUCUUGGGAACCAAAUUUAUUUAAAGAUUGUGAUUAUUCAUGUCAUGUACUUUCAUGUCAAGAAGGAUGUAAUGAUUUAGAAAAUAAUGAAAGUAAUUGUACUAGUAGAUGUGAAUUAACAGGAUCACCUUUAGCAUGUUGGCAAGGUUGCCGAAAUGUCAUUGAUACAUUUCUACAUACACUUCAAGAAUUGAUUAAUCAUGUCUCAUUAACAACAACUAUUGAUGAAACUCAGGGUAUAAAGGUUAAAUUUGAGUUUGAGGAACAAUAUACAGGAGUCCUACAAGAUAUAGCUUCAAGAAAAAUUAAAUAUUAUGGUCAAUCAAAAUCAUCAACAUUAUCAUCUGGCUGGAAAUGGACACAAUUUCCUGAAAAUUCAUUUAAAGAACAAUCACGAUCAACUAUAAUUUAUGUUCCAUUUGAGGAGUCAGCUUCUGUCCAAUUUCGAUUAGCCUUAUCAUGGCGUAAUUUUACAAUUGUUUCAAGGUCAUUAACAAGACAUCUUCCUACUCAACCAUAUAUUUAUUUACCUCCUAAAAUUAUUUCAUCACUACAAAUUGGUAUAGAUAAAUAUUUAAUUUGUUAUGAAGUUCUUCGUAUACCAAAUCCUGAGUAUAAAAUAAUUUUAACAAAAAAUGAUGGCAUUAUUUUAAUGGAAGAAAUAACAACAUCUUCAUGUACACUUUUUAAUAAUUUAGAAAUAGAUAAUUGUUGUAAAGUAACUAUAAAAGUUAUUGAUAAAGAAAAAGAGUUACAAACACCAGAAUUAAAUUUAAAUAUAACAAUUUUACCAAUUAAAAAUGAACAAAAUCAUAGCAUUGAUAAAAAAAGUUAUCUUAUUUUUAGUAAUGGUACUCAUUUAUUUAAAGUAAAAGAUUUAAAUGACUAUAUCAUGUUAAAUGAUCCAGUUUUAUUAAAUUUUGUCUCACCAGAAACAACAAAAGUUUCAACUAUUGUUAAUCUAGAUAAAGAUAAUCUUUUGAUUGGUUUUGAGGAUGGAUCUAUAUUUAAAUAUAAUACUGAAAUAAAUAUGGAUAAAGAGAUUGAUGAGUCAAAAGAAAAAAAUGACACUUCAAGUAAUGGAUUAUCAACAACAAUACCUUUACCUUCAUCACUUAUUAAUAAACAAAUGAUAAAGUUAAAAGAAAGUGAUGGAAUUAAAAUAAUAGAUUUAGCAAUAGAUCCAUUUCAAGGUUAUUUUUAUGUAUUAAAAGAAAAUACAGGAAUAAUUAGAUGUUCUUUAAUUAAUGGUUGUAAAAAAGAAUAUAUAACAAAAUUUAUUGUUGAAAUAGGAAAAGAAAUAAAAAAACUUUCUGUUGAUUAUAUAAAUGGAGAUUUAUAUUUUAUUAAUAAUAUUGGUGAAAUUUUUUCAACAUCUUUAUUUCCAUAUAAUAUUACUGGAGAUUAUUCAUUUCUUUCAAUAAAAAAAAUUGAUGAAAAAGGAAAAAAAAAUAAAUUUUUUUAUGGUAUUGAAAAAUUAAAUAAUGAUACUGGAUUAAUAACAAUUUCUAAAAAUGGAAUUUUAUGGUAUAUUGAUAUUGUUACAAAAAAAUGGAAAAAUAUAAGAGAAGAUGUUACAUUAAAUGAUAUUUAUAAAGAUAUUAAACAAUUUCAUUUAUCAAAUGGUAGAUUAUUUUGGAUAUCAACAUCAUGUGGUGAUUCACAUCCAUGGGAUUAUUGUUUAUAUAGUGAGGAGAGUGAUUUAAAUGGGAAAAAUAUUCAUUUAAAUAAAUAUUUAUUUCCUGGACCAGUUGUUACUUUUACAUUUCUAACUAAUUAUAAUCCACCACAAUUUUUACAACCACCAGGAAAAAUUGGUUUAAUAAUUAGUAAUUUUAAGGCAAAAGUUACCUGGUUACCAAUAAAAUCAUUACCAUAUCAAGAUAAUGAUAUAAGAUGGAGAAAUAUUUUUUAUGAUGUUAAACUUCAAUCACAAAAUAAUCAAUUACAAGAAAUAAAAAAUAUUUCUGCAAAUGAGACAAGUGUUAUUUUUAAUAUUGAACCUAAUAUUAAAUAUAAAUCAUCGGUAAGAUGUUGUUUAGGAAAUACAAAUAUAUGUUCAGAAUAUAUUACAUCACAAAAUACAGCUUUUCAAUUAUUUAAUCAAUCUAAUGAUAAUAAUAUUGAUGAUAAAGUUAUUAUAUAUUCGUGGAAAAAAAGUGAUAAUGAAAAUUUAACUAUUAAUAAUAUAUUAGGUGAAGAAAUAAAUAAUAGUGUAAAUUAUUAUCCUAAAAUACCUAUAGAUACAAAUGCAAUUAUUGCUUAUGAAAAUUCAACACAAUCUAUUUAUUUUUCAAAACAAAAUACUAUAUCAAUUGACAAACCAUUUAGUAAUUAUUCACCAUUUAGAUUUUUUGAUUAUAUAACUGUAACACAUCUUACCUUAAUUUCUAAGAAAGCAUCAAUUAUUGUUGCAUCAUCUUAUUCUAUUACAGUAUAUAGAUUAACUUCAACUUUUGAUUAUCAAAUAUAUCAAUGUUAUAGUGAUGAAUGUGGUGAAGUAUUAGGAGUUUCUAUUGAUGAUGAUACUGGUGAAAUUAUUUAUUUAACACAAAAUAAAAAUGGAAUUGUUCAAUUAUAUAAUUUUGAUGAAGAAAAUAAAAAGUCAAAUUUUUUGGCAGAAACAAAUAAUUUUCCAAGUAUAAAUCAAGUUGUUAUGAUUCAACAAAAAUUAAUUUUUCUUACAAAAUUAGGUAAUGUUGGAAUGUGUGAUAAAAAUUUAAGUAAUAUUAAUAUAAAUUUUGCCCUAAAAGAUGUUAUUUUUUUGUUACCACUUCAAAAAUUAACUAAUUUAACAACUCUUGAAAUGCCAAAUUCUAUUUUAAGUGAUCAUAAGGUAUAUUUUAAUGAUGAAAUUGAAUUUGGAAGUCAUCAAAGAACAGAAUUAUCCUGGAAAACACAACCUUUACUUCCAUUAAAUUUUGCCAUUUAUAAAAUUCAAUUAUUUAGAGAUUCAUUUGUUGGAGAUAGAAAUGUAGAAAUAUCUUUAAAUACAACAUUUAAUAUUCCACAACAAAUUUUAGAUAAAUGGAGUUCUAAACAAAAAUUUGAUGUUAUUAUUGAUGUUAUAACUCCAUGGACAUUAACAACUACAAAUAAAACAAAAAUAAUUGCACCUAUCAAACCACCCUCACCACCUGAUAGUCUUCGAAUAUAUGCUACACAACAGACAACUGUUGAUGGAGCUAGAGCUAUUGUUGAUUUAUUUUGGGAUGAACCAGAAGAAUCUAAUGGUGAUCUUUUAGCAUACCAAGUUAAUUGUACUAAUCUAGAAAGUGGUAUAUCAAAAAUAGAAACUAUUAAUGCAAGAAAAUCUAGAACAUUUUCUAUUGCAACUAAAUCUGGAAAAAUUAUUUGUUCUGUUGCUGCUAGUAAUGAACAAGGAGUUUAUGGAAAAUUUUCAAAUCCUAUUUCUAUUGAUAGUAGUGAAUUAAAACCACUUGUAAGAUUAUUUGCCAUUGAUUCAGUUGGUAAUUUGAUGGCUCUUACCAAUUGGACAAGUGAAAUAGGAUCACAUAAUAAAAAUAAACGACAAAUUGAACCUGCUUAUCAAUUAAUGGAUUUUGUUGGAAAUGAUUUGUAUGCUAUCAGAAGAGAACCUGACAAUAAUCAAUUAUUUAUUGUUUUGUUAGAUCUUAAUGAUAUUACAUCAAUACUUCAUAAAGUUGCUAUUAAUGGUGAAUUUAGUCAGAUAGAUGCUAUAACUAGUGAUUGGAUUGCAAAUCGUCUUUUAAUUGUAGCUAAUCAUCAAAUAAUGCAAAUAUCACUUGAACUUUUUACUUCACUUUCUGUUGUAACACCUAAAAAAAUGUUUACCUUAUCAACAGCAUCACAAGAUGCAAAACAAUUAUUAUUUGAUCCAUUUACAUAUCAUGGAUAUUUAUUAACUAAAAAUGGAUCAUUAUUUUUAAUAGAUUUUAAAGAAGGAACUGAACAAAAUCUUGCCUUAUCAAUAGAUUGUUUUUCUUCACAAACUAUUACAUCAAUGAUGGCAGAAUACAUUUGGAAUAGAGCUUCAUCACCAUUAAUAUAUGCCUUAACAUGGAAUGGUUUGAUAACAAUUGAACCAAAAACAAAAGUAUGUAAAGAUAUUUCUAUAGAUUGGAGUGUAUUUGGUGAAAAAGGAAUAAAAUCAAUUAGUUCAUUUUCAAUUGCUGAUAAAUUUUUUGUUUUUGUAACACCAUUUCAAUUAUUAGUAUAUGAUAGAAAUACAGCAACAUCAACACCAAUAUCUAUUAUUAAUCCACCAUUAAAACAAAUUUUAGCUGUAUCACAAUCCAGUCAACCAUCACCAGAUAGAUCUUGUUUUACAUUACCACCAUCAAAUAAUAUUAAAUUUACAUUAAAAAAUGAAGAUAAAAGUGGAGCAUUAAUUGAAAUUAUUGAACCAACAAUUCCCUCAAGUUGUAGUAGUAUAUCAUUUCCUCCAACACAAUAUGAAAUACAUUUUAAAAGAAAAAAUACAGAUAAAGUUAAACAUAUUCAAAGUGUAUCAAAUAUUAUUCAUGUAGAAAAUGGAAUUCUUGAUAGAGAUACAGAUUAUGAAGUUUCAGUAACAUGGUUAAAUAGAUACUCUCCACCAUCUUUACAAUCAGAGGCAAAAUUUAUAAAAACUGGUUAUGGUUAUCCAUCAGCACCACAAAAUUUUAAUACAUUUAGUGUUUCUCCGGAUACAGUUAUAUUAUGUUGGUUAUUACCACAAACAUUAAAUGCUCCAAUUGAAGAAAUAAGAUAUAAAAUUACUCAACAAUCUUCAUCUUUAACUUCACCAUCAGGUAUUGGUGCAAGAAAUUUUGUAAAUGGUGGUUUUGUUCAAUUACCAACAGAUGUCAUUAUUUGUACUGGUAAUCCAUGUCAGGCAAAAGUUACAAGUUUAAGACCAUCAACAGAUUAUAAAUUUUGGGUUACUGCUAUUCAUGAAUCUCAUCUUAAAUCACAAUUAAUUAUUGAUGAUACUGAAGCAAUAUCUAAUGAAUCUAAUGUAAGAACAAAAGAUAUUCCUGGAACAUUAAAACCUGAUAAUGUUACCUCAAAUUAUAUUAUUCUUCGUUUUACCUCACUAGAACCAGAAAAUAAACCAACAAAAUUAACUGUAGAAUAUCGACAAUCAGGUGUUGACUCAAAUUAUAUAUCACAACCAAAUGUAACAUUUAUUCUUUCUGAUAUUGGUAGAACAAAUGGUGUUACAAUAACUUUAGAAAAUUUACGACCAGCAACAACAUAUGACUAUAGACUUGUUGCCACAUAUACAGGAGAAUAUGAAUAUCAAGAAAAAAAUAAAUCAUAUAAUGAAAUAUUUUAUCAAACAGCACAACAAAUAAAAACUAAACCAGGAACACCAACAGCACCACAAUCAGUAACAGCAACUAAAGAUCAAGAAGGAUGGAUAUUACGUUGGCAGUCACCAGUUAGUGAUGGUGGUGCUAUAAUAACAUCAUAUGCUGUUGACUUUAGACAAAAUUCAUCAUCUGAAUGGGAAAUUGCUGAAAGAGGUUUAUUACCAGAUAAAUUAUGGUGGAGACCAUUUACAACAUCAAGUCAAAUACCAAUAAAUCCAACAUUAAUGGAAUUUAGAGUUAGAGCAACAAAUAGUGAAGGUUUUGGUGGAUAUGCUUAUAGUAAAUUAGAUGAAAAAUAUUUAUUAAAAGAGGGUGGUGAAAAAAAUAAAACAAUGUUAUGGUUAAUAUUACUUCUUAUAUUUUUAAUAUUACUAAUAUUUUGUGGAAUAUUUCUAUUUAUAGGAUAUAAAAAAAAAGUUAAAAAUGAUAUAAGAAAACAAAAAAUUAAUAAAACUAUUUCACUUGAUAUGAUAGGACAAUUAAAUCGAUUUCCACAUAAAAUGUCUGAAUUACCAUUAGAAUUAAAAAAUGAACUUAAUACUUUACCUAAAGUUAGCAAAAAUGAUAUAAAAUAUAUUAAAUUCUUAGGUUCUGGAUCAUUUGGAGAAGUAUAUCAAGGUGAAGGAUAUAAUUUACCUAUGUAUAGUGGUAAAACAAUAUCAGUAGCAAUAAAAACAUUAAAACCUGGAUAUUCAGAAGAUGAUAGAAUUAAAUUUUUAAAAGAAGCUAUAUUAAUGAAUAAUUUUGAUCAUAGAAAUAUAGUAAAAUUAUUAGGUGUUUGUUUUGAAUCUGAUUGCAAUUUUUUACUUAUAGAAUUAAUGGAAGGUGGAGAUUUAUUAAAAUUUUUACGUUACUCUAGACCAACACAAAAAGAAUCUUCAAAAUUAUCUUUAAAAGAAUUAAUUUCAAUAAUGGUUGAUAUUGGUAGAGGUGCAGCAUAUUUAGAAAUGAAUAGACAUGUACAUAGAGAUAUUGCAGCAAGAAAUUGUCUUAUAACAUCAAAACUUCCUGAAAAUAGAAUAGCAAAAAUUGCUGAUUUUGGUUUAGCAAGAGAUGUUUAUAGUAAUGAAUAUUAUAGAGUAUCUGGAGAUGAUUUUUUACCAUUACGUUGGUUGGCACCAGAAGCUGCAAAAGAUGGUUAUUUUUCUAAUAAAAGUGAUAUAUGGAGUUUUGGAAUUCUUUUAUGGGAAAUAUUAACACUAGGAGAAACACCUUAUGGUAAAAGAAAAAAUUUUGAAGUUAUUUCAUAUGUAAAUAGUGGUGGUUUACCUGAUAAACCUGAAUAUUGUCCAGAUGAUGUAUAUGAUAUUGUUAAAGAAUGUCUUAUUUUUAAUGUUACUGAACGACCUUCUUUUUCAGUUAUAUUACCAAAACUUGAAGAUCUUAAAUGUAAACCUGAAUAUAAUGAUGAUCAAGCAUUUCCUCCAACCAAUGAAUAUUUUGGUCAUACUAAUUCUGCAUUUGAAAUGUCAUUAGUAUCUUUAAGAACUAACUCAAUGUCUGAUUCAAUAAAAUUAGAAGAUAGAAAAGAAUCAAAUAUUUCAAAAUUUGAUAAAAGUAACAAAAGUAUUGGAAAAAAAAGUAGUAAACCAAUAAUUUUAAGAAGUUUACGUAAAGACAAACAACAACAUUUUCCAGAACCAUUACCAACAAAUGAAGAAAUAAAUUCAAGUAUAAAAAGAUCAAUUAGUAGAAUGAGUGGUACUUUUAGACCAGAAAGUUGUAUGUCUUCACAUACAUUAUCAACAUCUCUUGAUCCAGAUUAUGAUUUAUUAGGUAAACGAUCUUCGUCAAUAGGUUCAUAUACAAAUGAAGGAUUUGAUCAUCAAUAUUCAGAUUAUUAUUUAAAACCAAGAAAAUCAAGUAAUUCAAUAUAUUUUAAUCCAUCUAAAAAUAAAGCACCACAACCACCAAAUAAUGAUAUAGAUACAAAUUAUCAAAUAUCACAAGAUUCUACAUUAUCAUAUUCUGAAGAUAAUGGUGAUAAUAGUUCCAAAACGGGAAGAGUUUCACAGGUCUAA